This is a messenger RNA of Colletotrichum paranaense, 534 nucleotides long. RefSeq lists its product as uncharacterized. Bases 1 to 534 code for a protein of 177 amino acids. Lineage: Eukaryota; Fungi; Ascomycota; Sordariomycetes; Glomerellales; Glomerellaceae. The transcript is spliced from 2 exons. The record is from RefSeq and is a predicted model, not a curated record.
AUGACUCCCUCAAAGCGCCGAGUACCAUAUAAAACUGUCGGCCUCGUCUGCUGCGAUAUGUUCGCGACGUUUGUUGCAGGCUCCGCGGCGAUCCUGAUGAACCAAGUUUCCAGGAUGACAGGAACAGACAUGCGACGACCGCUGAGCGGAGAGACUUCGACUGGCUGUGAGGCUUCUUCUUAUAUCGUUGAUUUGGGUUGCCGGUUAGGAGCAAUAAGGUCUCUCGAAUGGAAGUGGGCGGGUAUCGUCGCCAUCGCCUGCUACGGCAUCGCUAUGAGCGUCCGCUACUCCAUCCCCACGAAUGGCAAACGACAUCAUGAUUGGGUUAUAGUCUCCGCAUGCGUUCUGGGGAUGAUGGCGGGCAACCUGGCCGGCAUGGAGCCGCCAGAGGUUCUAUUUCAAGUCCUCCCGGGCCUGACACUAGCUUCCCUUCUGCUGUCCUCUUUCAUGUUUGAUGCGGCCGAUCUUUUGAAAGCCCGAUCACUGAAUAGGCUAGUGGCAAUGUCAAUAUUCCAGUCGGGACGGAUAGCUUAA